AUGGCUUAUCAACAUCCAGAACAACUCUAUUAUUGUGGUAUUAUUGAUGAUCGUGAUAUUAGAAAGCUGAUCAAGGUAAUAAAUGUCAUUGGAGAUGAAUUUGUGUUUGUCUAUGUGGUGGUUGAAGAAGGUGUUUCGCAUAAUGAAGUGGAUGAUAGAGGAAAGGUGGAUAUAAAUGAAGAGAUUAAGGUUCUAGACAUUUUUGAUGACAAAGAGUUGCUCAAGCUUGCAAUUGGAAGACAAUGCAUGGAACAAGGUAAUCAGUAUAACACUACCAGAUCGAGUAAAGAAAGGUUCGAUGUGGCAUGGCGGGCAAAAUUAUAUGCGUUGUUGAUGUUAAGAGGUACCAAUGAGGAUUCAUUCACCAAACUACCAGCGUAUCUGCACAACUUGGUCAAGCAUAAUCCAGGAACUGUUACUCAGAUAAGAACAAAUGAUGAUGAUUGGUUUGAGUUCGUGGAUAUCGCGCUGGGUUGCUCGGCACAAACGUUCAUCAAAUAUUGUAGGCCGAUCCUAAUAAUUGAUGGUGGUCACCUAAAGGGUGAAUUCAAGGAUACGGUGUUGCUCGCAGUGACAAUGGACGGUCAAAACCAAAUCAUGCUUGUUGCUUAUUCCAUAUGCAAAAGUGAAUGUACGGAGACAUGGUCUUGGUUCCUUCGAAAACUACAUGAAUGUAUAGGCAACAUGGAAGACCUUACAUUCAUAUCUGAUAGGGCUCCAUCCAUAACGACAUCAAUUGCAAAUAUAUUUCCUCACGCCCAUCAUGGAAAAUGUGGUGUCCAUGUAAAUGAUUGUGCAUGGGAAUACCUACAAAACAUCAAUCUAGAAAUAUGGGCCAGGGCACAUUUUCUUGGGAAUCGGUAUUUUCUUAUGACAUCAAAUAGUGCAAAGUCGAUAAAUUCAAUGUCAAGAUUUGCAAGAAAGAUGCCAAUAUUGAUGUUGAUUGAGUAUUUCUGUGCAACAAUGCAACAAUGGAGUUUUCAGAAACGUGAUGUUGCAACUGUAGCAAAAACAACACUCACCCCAUGGGUUGAAACGAUUAUAGAAGCAAAUAAGAAUGCUUGUAAUAAUUGGAUGGUGCGGUGGCAAAUAGAUGGCUUACCUUGUGGCCAUGUCAUAAAAGUGCUCACAAUGAACUGUUACGAAGAUUGUUCGAAAUUUACUUUAAAAGCUUACUUUAGAGAGACACUGAGGAAAACUUACGAGGAGUCUGUGAACCCCUUACCAAGUCCAUCUGAGUGGGAAAUCCCCAAUGAUUUGAUGAUUGUGAAGCCACCCAUAAUGGAGAGACGUCAGCCGAGUAGAUCAAGAAACACUGGCCGUAUUCCAUCUCAAGGUGAGCAUCCCAUACGACAAUAA
Lactuca sativa (garden lettuce) is the source of this 1359-nucleotide messenger RNA. RefSeq lists its product as uncharacterized. The record is from RefSeq and is a predicted model, not a curated record. Lineage: Eukaryota; Viridiplantae; Streptophyta; Magnoliopsida; Asterales; Asteraceae.